Molecule: messenger RNA, 3722 nt
Organism: Brassica napus (rape)
Lineage: Eukaryota; Viridiplantae; Streptophyta; Magnoliopsida; Brassicales; Brassicaceae
Product: 4-hydroxyphenylpyruvate dioxygenase
Exons: 7
Coding region: 424-1746 (440 amino acids)
Biological process (GO): L-tyrosine catabolic process
Molecular function (GO): 4-hydroxyphenylpyruvate dioxygenase activity
Source: RefSeq, a predicted model, not a curated record
AGCAUUAGAUGUUGCAUGUGUAGUUUAUUACAAACACACAAGCUCAUUUGUUUUGUACAUAGAAAGCGAGUAUCAAUUUUAAUUCCACUUUGUGUUGUAACAUUUCAUAUACAGAUAAAAUAUUAGAAAGUAGUUUUGUCUUUUGGAUAUUUGUGGAAAAAUGCAAUGUUUCUCAACGGUGGAUAAGUCCUACACGUACGCAUUCCGUCACUGGACAAAGGAGUCAGGCCCAACCAGCACCAGCGGAGGAGGUACAUCACGUAACGUUUCCUUUUAAUGAAAAUCUGACCGUACACGUGUACUCUUGGAUGUCCAACAAUAGUCAACACCUGAUCUUGACUAUCUUAAGACUGUAUACACCAGCUCAACGAACCACACUCAGUUCCGUAACAGAGUUUAGUUCAAAGCAGAAGCUGGAAAUCUAUGGGGCACGAAAACGCCGCCGUUUCAGAGAGUCAGCAUCACGACGACGCUGCCUCGGCUGCGUCGCCGGGAUUCAAGCUCGUCGGAUUCUCCAAGUUCGUGAGGAAGAAUCCAAAGUCCGACAAGUUCAAGGUAAAGCGCUUCCACCACAUCGAGUUCUGGUGCGGCGACGCCACCAACGUCGCCCGCCGCUUCUCGUGGGGACUCGGAAUGCGAUUCUCCGCUAAAUCCGAUCUCUCCACCGGAAACAUGGUUCACGCCUCCUACCUACUCACCUCCGGCGACCUCCGAUUCCUCUUCACCGCUCCCUACUCUCCCUCUCUCUCCGCCGGCGAGACCUCUACAGCCUCAAUCCCAUCCUUCGAUCACGUCUCUUGCCGCUCCUUCUUCUCUUCGCACGGACUCGGCGUUAGAGCAGUCGCCAUCGAAGUCGAAGACGCUGAGUCAGCAUUCUCCAUCAGCGUAGCAAACGGCGCCGUUCCUUCAUCCCCUCCUAACGUCCUCAACGGAGCCGUUACGAUCGCGGAAGUUAAACUAUACGGAGACGUCGUCCUCCGUUACGUUAGUUAUCAUAACGGAGCCGUUAAUUUCCUCCCCGGAUUUGAAUCUGUUGACGAUACGUCGUCGUUUCCGCUAGAUUACGGUAUACGCCGUCUCGACCACGCAGUGGGGAACGUCCCCGAGCUCGGCCCAGCUUUAACUUACCUCGCGGGGUUCACCGGCUUCCACCAGUUCGCGGAGUUCACGGCAGACGACGUGGGAACAGCCGAGAGCGGUUUAAACUCGGCUGUUUUAGCCAACAACGACGAGAUGGUUCUGUUGCCGGUGAACGAGCCGGUGCACGGGACGAAGAGGAAGAGCCAGAUCCAGACGUUUCUUGAACACAACGAAGGAGCCGGGCUGCAGCACUUGGCGCUGAUGAGCGAGGACAUAUUCAGGACGCUGAGGGAGAUGAGGAAGAGGAGCGGCGUUGGAGGGUUUGACUUCAUGCCUUCUCCUCCGCCUACUUAUUACAAGAAUCUCAAGAAGAGGAUUGGAGAUGUGCUGAGUGAUGAGCAGAUUAGGGAGUGUGAGGAGUUGGGGAUUCUUGUGGAUAGAGAUGAUCAGGGGACGUUGCUUCAGAUCUUUACAAAACCACUUGGUGACAGGCCGACGAUAUUUAUAGAGAUAAUACAGAGAGUGGGAUGCAUGAAGAAGGAUGAGGAAGGGAAGGUUUACCAGAGCGGAGGAUGUGGUGGGUUUGGUAAAGGUAACUUCUCUGAGCUCUUUAAGUCUAUUGAAGAGUAUGAGAAGACUCUUGAAGCCAAGCAGCUUGUGGGGUGAGUAAGAAGAAGAACUAAACUAAAAGGGUUGUAAUUGAUAUGUAAAACUGUUUUAUGUUAUACUAUAAAAUAGUAAACGAUGAUUACAGAAAUGUCUUCCCAUUUUUAGGUUCAGUAACAAUGUAUAAACUAAUGAAAAAUGUGUAAGCAAACACCCAAUAAAGAAGACUACAAAACUGUGAAAUGGACCAAACACACAGAGGAGUUAAAAGAUUCUAAGUUGAAUCGAACCCUCUUGGAGUGGUAAAUGUAGCAGACGACGGCUGCUCCGGCCACUGCAACCGCAACAGCCGCCAUAGCUCCACCAGAACCAGUAGUCAUACUAGUAGGGGACCGUGAAUUAAGCACAAUGCCAUUAAGUGGUUCUUCGAUCCAAUGAUUAUCUUCUCAGACUAAUCAAUCUGUCUCUAUAACUCCACAGUCUCUGAUUCCAUCGCCACCAUUUUAUUCUCUGACUCUCUCAAUGAAUCCUCCACAACCUUCUUAUCUGUUUUCCCUUCUGCAACGUUCGAUUCCAAACCAUUGAUCUUCUACUUCUACUUCAACUCACUCACUUCCUUCUCCUUGUUAUCAAUAUUAUCUCUCAUCUUCGUGUUCCUCUCCUCCAACUCUUUAACCUCCAGAUACCAAACUUGGUCUCCAACUCCUUCAUUCUCUUCUCGUUCUCCUCCUUUACACUUAUAAAACCAGUCACCUCCUUCUCCAACUUCUCAAUCCCAUCCCUUUUCUGAGAAACCUCAGACCGGAGCUUCUCUCCCCCCCCCCCCUCUGAAGCCGCGACACUUCUGUCUCGAGCUCUGAGGCUCUUACGCCUCGCCUUGGAUUCCUCUCCUCUCAACUCCUCCAUCUCCGCCGGCGUCAGACCGGUCUAUCGAUUCAACUCCGCUUAGUUUCACCAUCGUCAUGUUGAUCGGAAUCAUAGAAACUGUCAUCAUUCAUCAUUCUGCACCGUCUCUCCGCCGUUACUGCUUCUCUCUUCCGCCAUCUCCGGCAGUAACGAGGCCAACGAGGGAAUUGAAUCAAAUGUAUAAAGUAGAGAAAAAAUGAGGAAGGAAAGGUUUCGACUUUAUUAUGAUUUUUUUCCCGUAAAGAAAAGAGAGGAAAAAGGGUUUCGGGUUCCGACAAAUCAACGUUUAAGUACCGUACCGAUCAUGUCUGAAUCGACCAUAUCAGUCCUACGUGGCUAAUGUAAUGAUUUUUAUCCGGUUUGGUUCGAAAAAACCGGCACUAAUUAACUGGUUACUUUAAACCGUGGGUCGGAACUCGGAACCGUAAGACAGAGACUUUUCCAAGCUUUGACGUCUCCGUCCAAUUUUUGAUUUUUCUCUCUUUCACUACGAAUCUCUAAAAAGUUUGGACACUGUUUCAUAGAUCUCGAGUCUCCCUCGACUACCUGGAUCACGUUUUCUGCUGGAUUUACGCGGAAUUUUGAGUCAGAUAUGAACUGGGUUCAACGCAAAAUCUACCUUUACAAUGUCACGUUCGGGCUCUACAUGCUUGAUUGGUGGGAACGAUACCUCUUCAAUGGUUUGGUGGUAGUCUUGAUGUGGUUCGUAGCUUACAACGGUACACGCUACUUUUCAGAACUCUUCAAAAGGGAUCUUUUCAAAACGGAAGGAUAAGUCAAGCAUUGCCUUUGAUAUCACCUUGCCUUCAGUUUUCUCUUAUGCAUUUAGUUGGGGGCAUUUGACAUGAAAGCAGGCAGUGUUCCUGACACGGUAGAGCAUGAAGAGCCUGGAACCUCCCAAGGGCAUGCACGUCUAGUUUCAAGUUCAACAUAUACCUACAAAAACCUUUAUGCUGCUUCACCUCCCUUUCCGGCAUCUCCUCUGAUUAUGUUUUCCUCCAAAGUUCAUUGUCAAUGUAUCAUUUGUUUCUAUGUUUUUGGAACUGACAUAACUUAUUUAUUGAUGUAUAUCCAAUUCACUUUGAGACAUGACCAAACCAAUACUACAGUGUUUGUGGUGUCUUUAGUUA